This is a messenger RNA of Ostrinia nubilalis (European corn borer), 4793 nucleotides long. RefSeq lists its product as uncharacterized. The record is from RefSeq and is a predicted model, not a curated record. NCBI's taxonomy places the organism in Eukaryota, Metazoa, Arthropoda, Insecta, Lepidoptera, Crambidae. The coding region runs from base 733 to 2232 and encodes 499 amino acids. The transcript is spliced from 2 exons.
UAUGCUUUAAUAGUUGCGUUGCCUAACUUGCACUUUGCUUCUGCUAUGCUGCUUGUCUAGUAUAGAUGCUGGCCUUCCUUAUCCGCAUCACUGCGGGUGAGGAGGCGAAUGGUCUUGAGGGAGAGCGCAACGGUCGUGAAGAUCCUCAAGGCAAGACUGAAGGAUUGUCCUGCACGUGGUUGCCGCCCUGCUAUUGGUCUAAUUCCUUAUGAAAUAGACGUAACGGAAACCUUCUGUCGGAGUACCGCCGGGAUGUCGAGGUCAUGUCCUUGCGUGUCUAUCAUCAAAAAGAUGAUGGUAGAUGGUAGAAUGACCUCCUGCACCUAGGUCACACUCUGAGGGUCCAUUCUCAGGGGGCAGGCCUGAUGCCACCGGGAUGCAGAAAUCGGGCAGCUCAUCUUGAAGGGUGCUGGGGAGCCAAUGGCGUGGUAUACCCCCAAGAAAAAGCGCUGUAACCUGAUGAUAGAUGAGUCAUAGCAGCGAACUUUUAUAGGGACCGCUGCUGAAACAAAAGUCCUAAGCUACCGAAUCAAUGGCGGUAUAACCAUUAACCAACCAGAGGUUGAGGAGGCGCGGGCGGCCUUGGAUGGACACAGAAAGGACCCAACCGAACAGUGGCGGUAUAACCACAACCGGCUACCACAAGCCAUGCGAUGGAAAAUCUGAGCAAAAAGUGUGGCAGUGGUGCUAGGGGAGGCAUCACGGGUUUCAAAAAUAUCCCCAAUAACCAACAUGAGCGCAAAGGCAAAAAUUGAUUUACCCCAGGAGGGUACCAGCAAGGCUGGAGAAUCCCUCCCUGAGCAUCGCUCAGGCUGCCCUACGUAUUCUGGGGGGGGCAAGCAAUUGCGUGUUGGAGGAGCUGCAGGAGGCAGCAGGGGCCAGACCAAAUUGGGAGGGCCAAAGGUCCCGAAAGGGAUAAAGGCACCGAAAGGUGAAGUGGAGGGCGCACCAGGUGCAGGGAGUGGCGUGGCACCGUCGGGGAAUGCUCCCCACAUGGGGCGGGCACCUAAGCGGAGCGCUGAGAACCCACGGGGUCUCGUUGUGCGAAGCGAGGGCGGCCUGAACCAGGGGGGCGGCUCUGGCAGUGUGGCUCCACACAGUGCACCACCCGAGCAGCGACUGCCUGAUGUGCGUGAGGCGCUAGGGCCGCAGGGUAACACCAGUGGCACUGCGCUUAAUGCAGCGGAGGGCGGCGAUCUGCAGGGAAGAAGGAGGCGCAAAAAGCGGUCGGGAUGCCAGAGGAGGGUGAAGGCUGAGUUGCGGAGGCAACAGGCUGAGGACGCCACCUCAACGGCAGACCGGAUUAAAAGGGCGAGGGAGAUCAGCGGAGAGAGCCAAGUGUUGGUCAGCGCCAAGCGUGCUAAGACUGAGGAAACUCAGUCCUAUGCCGCGGCUCUGAACAUCUAUAAGAUGGCGAUCACCGCUAAGGACUUUCCAGGGACCUGGCUAGGCGAGGAGGAGUAUCUGGCGCUUCAGGGUAUCAUUUUUGAUAAACUGGAGAUCACGCCGGAUCCCAUCCCCGUCGUCAGCAUGGGAAACCUGAAGUCAGGAGCGAUUCUCUUCAGGUGUGAGGGGGAGAGCUCAAUGAAGUGGCUUCGCACACUUGAUGGCACUGCCGUCAAUGGUGUGGAGCUUAGGGUGGUAGAUGCUAAGAACCUCCCAAAGCCGGUGAAGAUGGCCUGGAAAUCCAGGAACGUCACGAGGCAGGACACAGGGCGGGUCAUGAGGUUGCUGCAGAGGUUGCAUCCGAGCCUGAAGACCUCGAACUGGAGCAUUGUUGGCUCCACUGUAGAGGGGAUGACGGUCAGGAGAAUCGUCCUGAUGGACGAGGCCUCUGCGGCGUACAUCAGAGACCGCCAGUACAUCCUGAACACUGGGAUUGACCGGAGCAUCUUCAAGCUUCUCGAGUACGAUGUAAGGCGUGGGGAUGAACCGGUCAGUACCAGUGUGACGGCUGAACAGCGUGGGGAUGCGGUGGCGGUCCCGGAAGACUGCCCGCGGACAGAGGAGCAGGCCUUGGAACCAAUAGCGGGACCUAGUGCGAGUGAAGGGCUAUCCGGGGGGACUGGGGGUGCGGGGGAGAAGCUGGUGGUAGAUGAACCUGCUGCCGCUCUGUCUCCCGCAUCCAUAGGCUCGCUGGAGGCCAUAGCUGACCUGGACCUGGGACGGUCCUCGCCGCUGGAGUAUGAUAUCUCCGCGGAUGAGGAGACCGAGCUCGGGGACAGAAUUUGACGUCUGCAGCUCUCUUCGGGGGUUUAAGGGAUCUCACAGCAGUGAAGAUCCAAAGGGAGGGGGAUUUGCGAGGAGUGAUAGUGGCAUCGGCAUAUCUCCCAUAUGAAAAGGCAGAUCCUGUGUCAAGGCAAAUGCAGGAUCUGAUACAACACGGCAACCAAGAAGAUCUGGAAACCAUCAUUGGCUGCGAUGCGAAUGCUCAUCAUGUUGUGUGGGGCAGCUCAAACAACAACGCCAGAGGAGAGAGGUUACUGGAUUUUCUGGUGAGUUCUGAAACACAUAUUAUUAACAAGGGUAACAAACCUACAUUCUUCAAUGCCCGGAGGGCAGAGGUGAUUGACCUGACGCUUGCAUGUAAGAAGGCAGUCCGGAAAAUCACUAACUGGUAUGUUUCGGACGAGAUAUCAUUGUCUGACCAUAACUAUAUAUGCUUUAAGUAUAAUGCUCCUAUAAGAAAGGACGCAAUUAAAAGAAGGAAUCCCAGGAACACUGAUUGGGAAGACUUCAAACGGGACCUAAGGACGGAACUUAGUGAACCAAAAUGCAAACUCAACUCUGUGCUUGAAAUAGAGUUUGACGCUGAUCGAAUUACCAAUGCCUUGAAGACUGCCUGGAGGGAUAACUGCCCGGAACGCGAGGCGGGAUCGAAGAAACUUCCAUGGUGGACCAAGGAAAUAGCCCUCUUACGAAGGGAGACAAGAAAGGCGUUCAAUAUAGCAAGAGCUAGGAAUGACUUUACAGAGUAUAGAAGAGCACUGACGGAGUAUAGCAAAGCGGUGCGAAAGGCAAAGAGGAAGGCAUGGAGGGAUCAUUGUGAGAUGAUCAACUCAGUUCCCGAGGGCAUGAGACUAACAAAGGCCAUGUCAACAACCAAAGCGAACCCACUCACUACAGUAUGGAGUGAGAGGGGGGGAUAUACGGAAGCAGGCAAAGAUACGUUGAAAACAAUGAUAGCAACGCACUUUCCUGAAUCACAGGUCCUAAACGAUGAUCAAGAUCCAAUCAGCGUGGAGGAACAAAAUAGAACAACAAACAAGCUCGACUGGGUUACGGCUAAGAGAGUAGUGGAUGAGACUAAGGUGAGAUGGGCAAUCGGGAGCUUUGAACCAUACAAGGCACCAGGCCCAGAUUCGAUCUACCCAAUUCUCUUGCAGCAAGGAAUCUCCAUUCUGACUCCUCAUCUAUGCAGGUUAUACAAGGCCUGCAUAGCAUUUGGAUACAUACCUAAGGUAUGGAGAGAAGUCAAAGUGAUCUUUAUACCUAAACCAGGUAGACCGGAUUACAACGACCCUAAGGCAUAUAGGCCAAUAAGUCUACAAUCUUUUCUUCUCAAAUCGCUUGAAAAACUUGUAGAUAAGUACAUAAGACAAGGACCACUAAAAAGAUUUCCUCUACAUGAGCUUCAAUGUGCAUACCAGGCAGGGAAAUCUACAGAAACUGCGCUACACUAUGUAACCGGCAGGGCGGAGGCGGCUCUUGAGAGUAGGGAGGUUACUGUUGGGACAUUUGUCGACAUAGAGGGGGCAUUUGACCGCACUACCUUCUGCUCUAUAGGAGCUGCUGCUUCUGACCACGGGGUACCACUACCUCUAUGCCGGUGGAUAGACUGUAUGCUUAAAGGCAGGAUUAUUCAAUCAGAACUGCAAGGAGAGUGCAUGAGUGUAAGGACUGUCAAGGGCUGCCCGCAAGGGGGGGUACUCUCACCCUUGCUAUGGAGCCUGGUCGUGGACUCACUACUUGUGAAACUAAACAAAGGACCACUCUACACGGUUGGAUAUGCAGAUGAUUUGGUAAUUAUGGUAAGGGGCAAGUUCCCAACUAUUGUGACAGACAUCAUGCAAAGAGCCCUCAACACACUGGAAGAGUGGUGUGACAAAAACCACCUGUCGGUGAAUCCGGGAAAAACGAAUGCGAUUGCAUUUACAAAAAUGAGAAAUACAACAGGGCUAGGACAUCUCUACCUUUAUGGUAAGCAAAUAACCUGGACCAAUGAAGUGAAAUAUCUAGGGGUAAUCCUAGAUAAGGAACUUACAUGGCGUAAACACCAAGAUACGGUCAUAGCUAAGGCUAUGAGAGUGCUGGGAAUGUGUCGUGGUGCAUACGGGAAGGCAUGGGGACUUAGUCCCAGAGUGAUGAGGUGGAUCUAUAUAACUAUGGUGAGACCAAUAAUACUUUAUGGCAGCAUUGUCUGGUGGCCUAGAAUUAGGUUACAGACGUGCAGAACGGCACUGGGCAAAUUGCAAAGAACUGCAUGCCUAGCAAUAACGAGUGCGUUUAGAACUACGCCAACUGCAGCAUUGGAAAUUAUUCUGGGAUUGCCCCCACUGCACUUGGCGCUAGAAGUAGAUGCAAGGAAGGCGCUGCACAGACUGAAGGGGGCGGGACUUUGGAGUACAUCCAAACCUUGCACCAAGCACACAAGGAUGGGGAGCGAUCCUCAAUUAGAUGCAAUAAUGGACAUGGGUUGUGAUACAAUGCAGCCUAGGUACAUGUUUAGCAAGGAUUUUAAAGUGUCUAUACCAACAAGGGAAGACUGGAAAAGAGGACCAAAACGUCAACAA